AUGUCACUACCAUUUUCCCUUCUCUUUUUCAUCCUCUUAGCACCAUUACUACUUCUAGCUCAAUCUCCAUCUCCUUCUUCUUCUCCUUCUCCUUCUUCUUCCGCUGCGUGCAAAGCGACAUUGUAUCCCAAACUAUGUCGCUCGAUGUUAUCCACCAUCCGAGCAUCGACUUCAGAUCCAUACAACUAUGGAAAAUUCUCCAUAAAACAAAACCUUAAACUAACAAAAAAACUAUCAAAAGUAUUUCUCGAUUUCCUCAAUCGCCACCAAUCAUCAUCCUCUUUAAACCAUGAAGAGUUUGGUGCAUUAGUGGAUUGCAAAGACCUUAACCAACUCAAUGUAGACUACUUAGAAUCAGUCUCAGAUGAACUCAAAUCAGCCACUAGUUCAUCAUCAUCAUCAGACACCGAACUUGUCGAUAAAAUCGAAAGCUAUCUCAGUGCUGUUAGUACUAAUCACUACACUUGCUUUGAUGGGUUGGUUGUGACCAAAAGUAACAUUGCUAAUGUUCUUGCUGUUCCAUUGAAAGAUGCUACACAGUUUUAUAGUGUCUCACUUGGAUUGGUUAGUGAUGCUUUGAAUAAACACAUGAAGAGGAAUAAGACACGCAAACAUGGUCUUCCUAAUAAGUCAUUCAAAGUUAGACAACCACUUGAGAAGCUUAUUAAGCUUCUCCGGACAAAAUAUAGUUGCAAGAAAACAUCAAAUUGUACAAAUACAAGAAGUGAAAGGAUUCUUAAACAAAGUGAAAGCCAAGGAAUUCUCUUAAACGAUUAUGUGCUAGUGAGUCCUUAUGGAGAUGCCAACCACACUUCCAUUGGAGAUGCUAUUGCUGCUGCACCAAAUAACUCAACUCCACAAGAUGGUUAUUUUCUUAUCUAUGUUAGAGAAGGUUACUAUGAAGAGUAUGUCAUUGUUCCUAAAGAAAAGAAGAAUAUUCUUCUUGUUGGAGAUGGUAUCAACAAAACAAUCAUCACAGGGAACCAUAGUGUCAUUGAUGGUUGGACAACUUUCAAUUCUUCCACCUUUGCUGUUUCUGGAGAAAGAUUUAUAGCAGUGGACAUUACAUUCAGAAACACAGCAGGUCCUGAAAAACAUCAAGCAGUAGCGGUAAGAAGCAACGCGGAUCUCUCGACAUUCUACCGAUGCAGCUUCGAAGGAUAUCAAGACACACUCUAUGUUCAUUCAUUAAGACAAUUCUAUAGAGACUGCAAAAUCUAUGGAACCGUCGACUUCAUAUUCGGCAACGCAGCUGUAGUUUUCCAGAACUGCGACAUCUAUGCUAGAAAGCCACUUCCAAAUCAGAAAAAUGCUGUCACAGCACAAGGAAGAACUGAUCCAAAUCAAAACACUGGAAUCUCAAUCCAAAACUGCACCGUUGAUGCUGCACCUGAUUUGGCUGAUGACUUGAACUCAACAUUGAGUUACUUAGGUAGACCAUGGAAGAUUUAUUCAAGAACUGUUUAUAUGCAAUCAUACAUCGGUAGUUUUGUUGAUCCUUCUGGUUGGUUAGAGUGGAACGGAACACUUGGAUUAGACACUAUUUUUUACGGCGAGUUUGAUAACUAUGGACCUGGUUCUUCAACUGAUAAUAGGGUUCAAUGGCCUGGAUAUUUUCUUUUGAAUGAUACUCAAGCUUGGAAUUUCACUGUUCUUAACUUUACUUUGGGAAAUACUUGGCUUCCUGAUACAGAUAUACCUUACACCGAAGGAUUACUAAACUAA
Lathyrus sativus (Indian pea) is the source of this 1725-nucleotide messenger RNA. Lineage: Eukaryota; Viridiplantae; Streptophyta; Magnoliopsida; Fabales; Fabaceae. The record is from the annotation of a GenBank genome assembly.